AUGGAUCGGCGCCAUUUUGAUAGUGACGAUUGAUUGCUUGCAUUGCUAGUCAAAAUUAGCUCGAGCGUUGGCCGACUUUCAAUAAGAAAUUCAUCGAAAUGCUAAGGACGACGCCAGUUAAUCAGAUCAACAAUUGUAUUUUUGUCACGCGCAAUUGGGAACACAACAAUGACGCCUUGGUGGCCGCUGGCGGUGUGUAUUUUGCAAAAAUUAACCUCGACACACGUUUAAGUAGUUUCAAGAAGGCCCACCCCCUCUACGCUCGCCCGCAGCAAAAUAGUCUACUUGGCGAGGCACGCCGUCAAAACGUUUCAUGCCAUUUCCGUACACAAAGCGAUUGAUUCAGUAUCGUUUUGAUUAACGCCACCGCCGUUGAUUGCAGGCGUGAUUUUCGUGUGAUCUCGUUCAGCCACCAACACCAUCGUUCGCCAUGCCUCUUAAUUGUAUGCUACAGAUAUGCAAAGUUACGAGGGCGAGCAAACUCUUCCAAAGGAACUAUUAUCUGCCGUUGAUGCGACCGUUAUCUCCAAAGGAUGCUCUUCGGAGACAUGUACUCACUGGGACAAAUCUAUUGGGUAAGAAAAUGGACCAUUACAUCCCCGUGCUGGAAGAGGUAAAGGAAAGGCAUCAGAGGAGGAAGACUAUGAUCAAAGGUCUUGGUAAAAAGCGACAGCGGAGGAAGACUAACAUGAAGUAUGUAUCGCCUUUUUUUGAUGAAUAUAUGGACGGUCACGCAGAGGUGGAGAACAUCGUUAUCAGGAAACCCAAAGGACGUGGACAAUGGUACACGUAUUAUAUCCCUGAUAAGGAUUGUACGGUAGUGCUUGAUCAUCAGUUUGAAAAGGCAAUUCGCGAUAAAGAUAUUGUUGAUGUGAUCAUUGCCCAAAGAAGUGAGAAAAUCAUCGUUAAACUAGCAACGGGAAGGAAGGUAGCAAUACCGGUAGCUCCAUGGGAUGAGAGAGGUCCAUUGUACAGAGGUGAAGGCUGGACCAGGAAGGAAAUUGAAGAAUACCAUCAUCAUGGUCGUGAAACUAUGGGUUUGGCGAGAUUGUUUGAGGCUAGGGAAGCUGGUGUUGAGGAAUGGGAAAUUGCCCUCAUGAAAAUGGCUUCUAAGAGAAAGACCAAGCACCGCGCAGAACAUAAACCAGAAUUCAAACAGAUUCUUAAUGAAGUCGCUGAAAAUAUGGAUUGGGAGAAAUUUGAAGAAGAAGCAAAGGAGAUUGUCGCAGAAGCUAACGAACCCGUAGAGGAUGAACCUAUUCCGAUGAAAGUAUAUGAUAUGGAAAUGACGAAGAAUGUCAAUGAAAAACUCAAAGAAGGUGGCGAGGAUACACUUUCUAUGCUACCCUUUUUAGAGGACAUCCCAGAAAUUACUAGGUUUAUGCAAGAUGGCGAGUUUACCGACAUGUCUAAUGUAUCCGGUGCGUUGAUUAGCCUCCCCAUCACCGGAAAAGAUGUAUUCGUUGCAGGGCAAAUGGUACAAGCUGACGAUGGUGAGUAUUUUAUGCCUGGGCAAACCAUCGAGGACGAAGAAAAUGAAACUUCCGAAUUCAAGCCGGGUAUUACAUGCAUGAUGGAUGGCGAGCCUCAAUUGGUACAGGGUUUGAUCAUGGGUGACGAUCCACGGCAUCCGAUGUUUUUGCCAGGUGACUCUACUAUUACAGAAAAUGGCGAGCUGCAGUUUACUGAGACUGAGGAAGAUCGUCCUUGGGGUGCCUGGGAUGAACCAGAGGCAGAACCGGAAGCGGAAGUUGAAGAGGCCGAGUUGGAGGAGGAGCAGAACAGCGAGGAAGAAGCUGAGGAGAUGAAACCACCUCCACCACCUCCUCCAAAGAAGGAGUUUAUUUAUGUACGACCCAAGAGAUUAAAGUUGAAUAUCGACUGGGGUGUAAAGAGGAGAGAAAAAGCGCCUAAGAAGCCAAUAAUUUCUUUAGAUAAAGAGAAAGCAUUGGCUGAUAUUAAAGCCAGGCCUAUUUCGGAAAUUGAAGCGGUUGUUUUUGAUAUGACUUUGCCGACAUUUGAAAAGGAUAUUCCUGAACAACGUAAGGAACGUAUAGAAAAACGUACGGAGAAAAAGAGUAUGGAAGAGUACGCAAUCGAUAAGAAGAAGAGAGAAAUUAAAGAAAAGGUAAAGAAAACUAUGGCGGAAUUGCCACAAGUUGAGGAAUACGUUCCUGGGGAGCCAGUGCGCAAGAGUGAGAAACUACACGAAAUCGAACAACAAGUCAAAGAAGGCAGCUAUCUCAAUGACUAUAAAAAAUAUAUGGUUCCGGUGGAGAAGUCUACUAGAUUCAAUUGGAAAGAUCCAGUGGAGUUUGAAAUCUUGGGCAAAUCUGUGGGUAUUCUCAGACACAAAGUAUGGCAGCGAGCGGGAACCAUUAGGAAAUUAACCAUCCCAACCGGACACAAUCACAAGAUGGCGACCGCACCCAUCACGCCUAAGGCAAUCAGAGUAGCGCCUGGUGGAAAACGUAAAGUGUACACCACGCUUUCAAAACCGCCCAUGGAGGUAGGUCAUCGCAUGAAACACAAAGAAGCUAACUAUCGCGAUCCGUUGGAUCUUCAUGAAGGGCUUGGUGGACACACCGACUACGACCUAUCAAUUCCCACCUUUGAGAAGGAUACCAUCGAACAAGAAAAAGACCGUCUUGAUAAAAUCAAGAGUGGCCGCUCCAACAAGGAUUGGGAACUGGAGAAGAAAAAAAUGGAAAUCAAGAAAAUGGCACGAGAACUCACCAAGGAAAAACCCAGCACCAAGUAUGAAGAGAUGGAACCCGUCAAGAAGACCGACAAAUUGCAAACAAUGGAAAAGAACAUCAAGAGUGGCAAGUUCUUCGACGUGGAUCACAAACGGUUCUUGAAGACAGGACGCGGGCGUCCUACAUCCUAUGAAAAGUUUGAUUAUACCAUACCGCGAUUUCCCAUCGAGUACGUGCUGAAAGACGCCAGCAAAACCAGCAAAAUGCCGAUCAAUUUUAUGCUGCAGAUCUGCAAAGUGACGAGGGCAAGUAAACUAUUCCAGAGGAACUUCUAUCUGCCCUUGUUACGACCACUGUCACCCAAAGAUGCACUCCGUAGACAUAUUAUUACCGGUACAAAUAUUCUUGGUCAAAAGAUGGAGCAUUACAUCCCUGUAUUGGAGGAGUACAAGGAACGUGUGCAAAGGAGGAAGCAUAUGGUGAAAGGCGCGGGUAAGAAGCGGCAGAGACGAAAAAAAGAUAUGACAUACGUGGCACCCUUCUUCGACGAAAAUAUGGAGAACCAUUCAAUGUUGGAGCAGUAUAUUCAGAGUAAGAAAAAGGGCAAAGGACAAUGGUACACAUAUUAUGUGCCUGAUAAGAAUUGCACCAUCGUGUUGGAUCAUCAAUUUGAAAGGGCCAUCCGUGAUAAGGAUAUUGUUGACAUCAUCAUUGCACAAAGAAGUCAGAAGAUUGUGGUAAAGCUAAAGAAUGGUAAGAGAAUUACGAUGCCCAUUGCACCAUGGGAUGAAAGAGGUGCGUUGUAUAGAGGAGAAGGAUGGACAAAGAAAGACAUCGAGGAGACUCAUCAUCACGGUAGGGAAACUAUGGGUCUGGCAAGAUUGUUUGAGGCUAGGGAGGCGGGUGUAGAAGAAUGGGAAUUGGAACUGAUGAGGAUGGCAUCCAAGAGGAAGACCAAGCAUAAGGCUGAGCACAAACCCGAAUUCAAAGAGAUUCUUAAUGUUGCUGCUGAAAAUAUGGACUGGGAGAAGUUUGAAGAAGAUGCGAAGGAAAUUGUGCAAGAGGCUAACGAUCCGGUUGAAGAUGAACCAAUUCCGAUGGCUAUAGAUAACAUGGAAAAGACGAAAAAUGUCAAUGAAAAACUUAAGAACGCCGGAGAGGAUGUGCUCUGUAUGUUGCCUGAGAUAACAGACAUCAAGGAAAUUCUGCAAUUUAUGCAAGAUGGUGAGUUUACCGAUAUAGCUGAAGUUUCGGGUGUGGAGUUAUCAUUGCCACUGAGUGCAAAAGAGGUCUUCGUUCCUGGUCAAAUGGUAUCUGGCGAAGAAGGUGAAAUUUUCAUGCCUGGACAGACUGUCGAUAAACUGGAUGAAAACGGUGAAUUUGAAGCCUCUGAGUUUACCCCAGGUAUUACUGUUCUUAUGGAUGGUGAACCUACCUUACUGCCUGGUUUGGUCAUGGGUGACGAUCCAUCCAAACCAAUGUUCUUGCCAGGAGAUUCCACCAUUACAGAAUCCGGUGAAUUACAGUUCACAGAAACUGAUGAUGAUCGUCCAAGAGGUGAAACUCCACCACCACCAGAGGAUGAAGUCGAAGAAGAAGAACUCGUUGAAGAGCAAAACAGUGAAGAUGAAGCUGAAGAAAUGAGACCACCAUCACCUGAGUACAUUUUCAAGCCACGUAAGAAGCACAUGAAAGCUCAACGUAAACCGCAAACAACAUUGGACGAUGUAACGUUGACAGGCGAAGGUAGACAGAUUCUAGAAAUUGAACCUGUUUUGUACGAUAUGACAUUGCCCACAUUUGAGAAAGAUCUCAUGGAGCAACAAAAGGAAUGGGUUGAAAAGCUCACAGAAAAAAAAUCUAAGGAAGAAUAUAUGCUUCAAAAGAAAACCAGAGCAAUGCGUGAACGUGCUAAGAACUUAGUUGAGAAUCUUCCACAAAACGUUGAGUAUGUUCCCCAGGAACCUGUUGAAAAGAGCAGUGAGCUUGUCGAACUAGAGAAGGAUAUCAAGGCCGGCAACUUCUUCGAGAUCGAUCACAGGCAAUUCCUCGUGAUGGAGAAAGCGCCGCGCCUCAAUUGGCGCGAGGGGUACGAUUACUCAAGCACGUUCGAUUCGGUGGGGAUAUCGCGACAGAAGGUAUGGCGAUCGAAAAAAGAAAACGUCAAAAUGAUUAUGAAUUAUGUGUUGUCGUUUUGUAAAAUUACCGCUGCGAGUAGAAUCUUUUCGCGUAAUUUUUAUUUGCCCUUAUUAAAACCCAUCACACCCAAAGAUGCAUUGCGCACGUUCAAGAUCACCGGCAAGUGGUUGCUGGGUUCAAAAAUUCAGCACUACAUUCCUGUGUUGUACAAUCAUAAAAGAAAAAGGUCGAAGAGAAUUAAAAACUUUGGAAAAGUGACACAUAAGUACGACGAUAGUUUCACGUACAUGGGGCCUAUGUUCGACGACGACAAUGAAAGUCACCGCAAACUAAAAGGUAUUAUCGAAGCAAAACAUCCAAAUGGGGCAGAAGAUUCUUGUUACAUCUACACUGUUGAUGACAAGAUGACGAAUAUAGUGUUCCCAGGCAAGUUUGAGUUAGCUAUCCAAGAUGGUGAUAUCAUUGACAUUUUAAUCUCACAAAGUGAUGAUAAAGUACUAGUCAAAAUGAAAGAUUUUAAAAAGAUCCCUUUACCAUUGCAAUAUUACGACAAAGACGAUCUUAAUGGUAAUCUGGUCAAAGGUGAAGGUGCUACAACUGUAGAAGAGGAAAAAUUUCACCAUCACGGUAAAAUGACAAUGAAACUUGCGAAAAUAUUUGAAGCUAAAGAAAUGGCUGAAGAAUGGGAGCAAGAAAUGAUUAAAAUUGUUGCUAAGAAGAAGAAACAGAAAGGAGAAGGUACCAAGGAAUGGCAAGAGAUGGUAUCACAGACAAUUGAGAAUAUUAACUGGCAGCAGUUUGAAGUAGAAGCCAAAAAAGUAAUUGAUCAGAUUUGGGAACCUGCUCACGAAGAACACAUUGGUAUGGUUGUUGAAGAUUUGGAAAAGACCCGCAAUGUCCCAGAAUUCUUCAACAAAGCCGGUAAUGCACUUUUGUGUUGUUUACCUACUCUGACUGAGAUACCAGACGUUGUUAAAAAUAUGGCCACCGCAGUUUAUGAAGAAUUAGAAGAUGAUACAGGUAUGCAUCGUGUAAGUGGUGUAAGGGUUACUUUGAGCAGUGGGAAGGAAUGUUUUAUAACUGGUCAAAUGGUCAAAACUGACGAGGGAGAUGUUUUCAUCCCUGGACAAACAAUUGAAAACGAAUUUGGUUUAUCUUAUGCUCCUGGGAUGACUGUCAUGUUAGAUGGUAAACCCCAGUUAAUCAAAGGAUUGAUAAUGGGUGAAGCAAGCGGAGAAAAUGGUGGAGAGCAAAAACCAAUGUUCCUACCAACAGAAUCAUCAAUCACAACCGACGGGGCGUUAACUUUCUGUAGGAAUCCGGAAGAGUUAUCCAUGGCACAACCGCACAAAAUCUUCGUCAAAAGGAAGAACAAAAAGAAGAAGAAGAAGAAAACGAACGAAGUGAACGAACUAAAUGGAGAACACAAUGUUCCAGAAACUGACGUCCAGAAAACUGAGCAAAUAAAACAAGAAACUGAGUUAGAGUUGCUCAAAGAAGUGGAAAGCUUCCAAGUCGUUGUAAAUGAUUUAGACGUGAUCGCGGAAGGCGAGGAGCCCACCGACGAGCAAACAGAUCAAAACGACGACGAUCAUUUAGCCUACGAUAUAAUACCAGUGAUUGAACCUAUCAUCACUGUAGAAGCCAUCACAGACGCUGAAAAAACACAGUCCGAAGAAGAUUUAGAUGAGUUUAUCAAAAUGGAAAGAUUAGUUGAGCUUCAAGAAUUACAACAACUAGAAUUAGAACAAUCUAAAGUCCACGAGAUUGAAGAAACACAACUUACAGAAUCAACUAAAGCUGGAGAAGAGUUCAGUUUUAAGAAUCCUGAUGAUGGUAUGGAAAAACUAAUUGGUAAUCUAGAAGACAAAAAGUCAGAACUUCAAGAAAAACUCGAAGAACUGCGAAGACUCAGUGUAAUUUUAGAAAAUUCUGUUACUUACAUUCAACCAGUUGACGCAGAAAACUUAGCAACACAAAUAACAUCCGAUGAAGAUCAACAGCACAAAAUUGCAGAAAUUCUGUUUACGUUAUCAAGACGUGCGUACAUGUUCCGAGAACGAAUGAAUGUGAAUAUCAAGAAUAUACAUAACCUCAGUGUUUACUCUGACGCAGAGAAUACCAAAUCAUCUUUUGCAGACAUCGAUGACAGGUUUGAUCAAGCUUCAAUAAAACUAAAGCGUACGUUAAUGUCCGCUCUAUUUGCUGCCAAUGAAGUAUUCAAAACUCGUCCAAAAGAUCAACAGUUAGCUUUGAAGACCUUAGCAACAAUCAUACAGAAUGAAAUAGGCAAUGAUAAAGACAUAGAGGAGUUAUGUACUGUAUGGAUGGAUAGAGAUGAAGUUUGUUCAGCUGCUUUGAGUAUGCUUACACAAAAGGUACGAGAAUGUAAGGUUGACCUACUGAAUCAACUUGCAGAUGAGUUUGAAGCAGAAAAGUGUACGGAUAUUCUCGAUUGUGGCAGCGUACUGGCGGUAGCGAUCAAGAAACUGUCCAAAAAUAGCCCGGAGGUGCGUGAAGCUCUUCAGCUGGAACUACAGACGAAAAUAGACACGGUCAAGACUGAGUGUGAUGCCAAGGAAGCUCUACAACUUUCCAUACGUGACGCGUGCACUGCUUACGCUGAGGAAUUGUUGAUGCACUUUAACAUUCAUGAUGAAUUUGAAUAUGAUGAGGUUACACAGGAAGCUAUUGGAUUAGCAGGUACCCUAGGGCUGUAUGAAGUUCAAGAGGUGCUUGGCAAUAGGAAGGAAGUUCUUAAGCUGUUAAAAAGAAAAUCGGUCGGUUGUGAUAAAGCGAGGGACUUUUUACAAAGAUUCCUUUUGAUUAGGGAAUUAUGUCAUAAAGAUUAUUCUGUAAAAUCUUCAUUGGAACGCAUUCGUAAACACCCGGAAUGUGGUCGGAAAGAUCCAAGAAUAAGACAAUUGUUGAUUGAAAGCGCGUGUCUCAUGUCAAAGCAACGUGAUCUUCGAAGUUCGUUAGAAAUACCGUUGCAAUUGUUUAAAGAACAGAACUUUUUGGCAAUUGAAGAUAGUGUUUAUCUACGUGCAAGAGUAGACGCCCCGAUUGUCAUCAGUCGUAAAGGGAUCCAGUGUGUUGUGCCAAAGGAAGCAGCGAAGAAUGUGUUGGCUGGACGGGUUGCCUAUACACUCAUCGACGAAAGCGGCGUAACCAACUUCAAGCCAAUGCACAUGUUCAAGAUGGCACAUGGUCGCAAGAAUAAAAACUAUGUAGGUGGCAGCACUGAUAGUAAUGCACCGUAUCUCAGAGAUUCAACGACGCCGAUGAGCCCCUUGCUGAAGGGACUCUACGGCCGGUGGGCCUGAAAUCAUGCGGGAAGAGGAACUGGAGGUGGCCCUCAAGGUGGUUAUCGUAGGAAAUGGCGGCGUUGGCAAAUCUAGCAUGAUUCAACGUUAUUGUCGCGGCACGUUCACCAAAGACUACAAGAAGACGAUAGGCGUUGAUUUUCUCGAACGACAAAUUGA
Messenger RNA from Dalotia coriaria, 8323 nucleotides. RefSeq lists its product as uncharacterized. The transcript has 6 exons. The record is from RefSeq and is a predicted model, not a curated record. Bases 431 to 8164 code for a protein of 2577 amino acids. NCBI's taxonomy places the organism in Eukaryota, Metazoa, Arthropoda, Insecta, Coleoptera, Staphylinidae.